UGCAUAUUAUACCUAUAUAAUAUUAAUACAGGGUACACUAUCGAUUGUUUAUAAUCCAUCGCCAUGCGUAAGAUUAGCAAGUAGCAACAUUGGCAGUGAUAAGGCAGCACCCGAAAUAGCUAAUCGUGUUUUACUUAAAUCUGCACAAAAAUUUCAUAUAUAUGUAAGUUGAAAUUGAAUUUCGAAUACGUAUAAUUUUAUAACUGUGCCUAUCUAUCGGUAAAAAAAACAGUGCGUCAAAUUAUAUCAUUCGUACCCACUUAAUUAUAAUAUGUCCCUUAGUUGAACAACCUUGUAACAGAUAAUUUUGAUUUAUAACUUGUAAGACGUUUGUUGCAAUAUCAAUUGUGGUGAAAAUGUGGACGGUUAUAGUUUGGCCUUUGCUAAUAAGUGCAGUAUUCACCGACGAUGUAUAUGAAAAGAAUAUUAAAGAAAGAAACCAUCUCUUACGAAAAGAACUCGACAUGAUGCUUGGCAGUGACAUAGUGUUAAGUGACAGUGAAGAACAAGCUAAUAAAAUCAUUAUGAAGUUAAAAAAUAAUGAAUUGGAUUACGGUUUCAACAAUCCCCAGUAUUUUAACUAUUCCAAACACUUCUUUGAAUACAAGGAUGAUAUUAAGAAGUCGGAACUGUUCAAGUUAAUUAAAAAUAUGCCCAAGGGAGCUGUUCUCCAUGCUCAUGACACGGGAAUGUUAAGUCCAGAUUAUGUUCUGGCAUUAACUUAUUGGGAUGAUCUAUUUGUAUGUUUCGAAGAAGAAAAUAUACAUUUUUUAUUUUCUCUAAAACCUCCGAAGUCUCCGUGCAAAACUGCAUGGCAGCUAAUGAAACAUGCGAGAUAUUCGUCGGGUAAUAUUGAAAAGUUUGAUGCAGAAUUGAGAGAACAUUUUACUCUUGUUACCAAGAAUCCGAACCAGGUAUAUACAGAUAUAAAUGUAGUGUGGUCGAAGUUUCAACAGUAUUUUAUUACCACAUCUUCUCUCUUUUGCUAUAAACCAAUCUGGGAAAAAUAUUUUUAUGAUACCCUUAAAGCUCUACGUGAUGACAAUGUUAUGUACUUAGAACUCAGAAGCGUAUUACCCACACUUUAUGAUUUAGAUGGAAAUAAAUAUGAUGCUAUAGACACCGCUGCGUCAUAUAAAAAUGUCCUGGAUACAUUUUUGGAUGCUUAUCCCGAUUUUUAUGGAGCUAAACUAAUAUACGCUCCAUUGAGGUUCGUUGACAAUAAAACUGUUAAGGAAUAUUUGAAAAUUGCUAAGGAAUUAAAAAAGAAAUUCCCCGAUUUCCUCGCUGGAUUCGAUUUAGUAGGUCAAGAAGACUUGGGUGUACCCACUAAAGAGUUUCUCCAAGUUCUAUCUGAAGCAAGUGACGAAUUUGAAUAUUUUUUCCACGCUGGUGAAACGAAUUGGUACGGAACUAGUUCUGAUGAAAACUUGGUAGAUGCGAUCGUUCUUAAAGCACGUCGAAUCGGGCACGCUUUUGCCAUUGUGAAGCAUCCCUUAUUGAUGGAGGAAGCUAAAGAAAGGGAUAUAGCGAUUGAAGUAAACGUAGUAUCGAAUACCGUUCUGAAAUUGGUAGAAGAUAUAAGAAACCAUCCGCUAGCCGUGUUUUUAUCAAAGGAUCUACCAGUUGUAAUAUCAAGUGACGAUCCAGGAUUAUGGGAGGCAGAACCAUUGUCUCAUGAUUAUUAUAUUACGUUCGUUGGUGUUGCCAGUCGACACGCUGAUAUAAAACUACUCAAGAAAUUAGCUCUUAACGCAUUAUAUUACAGCACAUAUCCGCAUAAAGAUAAAUUGAUUCAUGAAUUUGAAAUUCGUUGGACGAAAUUUAUAGAUGCAAUUGUCAAAGAUCAUUGGUAAAUGACAAUAGAACGGUUUCGGUUAAUUUAUUUUUAAGAAAUCUCAUGUAUUCGAUUGAAAAUAAAAUUUCACAGAAUAUAUCUAUUAUUUAUCGUCGAUUAGAUAAAAGUGAGUGAAUUCAAUGAUUCUGUAUAGAUAUAUAUUGUGAAAUCUAUAGAAUUUGUGCUUAAAAGAUAUUAUAAGUAUGAUAAUACUUUUUCAAUAGGUUUUUGCUAUGA
Molecule: messenger RNA, 2074 nt
Organism: Nymphalis io (European peacock)
Lineage: Eukaryota; Metazoa; Arthropoda; Insecta; Lepidoptera; Nymphalidae
Product: adenosine deaminase 2-like
Exons: 1
Coding region: 357-1856 (499 amino acids)
Biological process (GO): inosine biosynthetic process; adenosine catabolic process
Molecular function (GO): adenosine deaminase activity
Source: RefSeq, a predicted model, not a curated record